AUGUUACAUGGACUUUUAUCGCCAUCAGGAGCAGAUUUGCAUGGAUCCGCAUCCAACCUAUUCGCGUCCUACCGAAUAUUUUGGUCCAAACGCUCAGAAAGCAUGCGACAACAGUUUGCUGGACGGAAACGAAGAAAGACGUUUGAGAAUCGCCCGUUUACCGAUGCUGCUCGGUUUGGCGUUCAACAGGUUGCCACCGCCUCGCUUCCCGGCUUGGUACAAGAUUGGAUUUGGCGUCAUCCUGGACGAGAAAUAUUGGCAUUGUGUGACGUACCGGGAGAGGCAAAAGUGAUACCAGUCAUUCUUCAAGUGCAGCUUUAUCUGUCCACUUCAUCUGCCGAUGGUCAACGAAGGUUCAGUCUGUUUCAGUUGGACGCGUUCAGUUCGGAGCGGUCGCACAUGACGAUGACAUUCGGAUCAAGCGCGGAUUUGAGCGCAGAAAUAACUCACAUUGAACCACUGAUUGUUCAAGGGUGCCAUCGACGAGGCGUGUUGACUCGAUCCGUUUCCGGACUGAUGCAAUUGUGGGAUGNAACCUGUCCUGUCUUAUCGGGGUUCGGAUUGUGGUCGUUUGCACACUUGGGCAUCCCAUAUUUCUCCCAAACCAGUGGUUGA
Echinostoma caproni is the source of this 615-nucleotide messenger RNA. The record is from the annotation of a GenBank genome assembly. NCBI's taxonomy places the organism in Eukaryota, Metazoa, Platyhelminthes, Trematoda, Plagiorchiida, Echinostomatidae.